Messenger RNA from Procambarus clarkii (red swamp crayfish), 3655 nucleotides. RefSeq lists its product as uncharacterized. Gene Ontology annotation, biological process: establishment of protein localization to organelle. NCBI's taxonomy places the organism in Eukaryota, Metazoa, Arthropoda, Malacostraca, Decapoda, Cambaridae. Gene Ontology annotation, cellular component: plasma membrane; late endosome membrane; lysosomal membrane. The record is from RefSeq and is a predicted model, not a curated record.
CAGCUGAGGAAGAUGGCGUCGACGUGGGCUGUGUUCAUCUCCUUUGGUGUGGGGGCGGUACUCGCAGGCGCUGCCACCACUCUACACGCCACUCACAACACAACGUCUACCACCUUCCUCCUUAAAAAUGUAUCCACCAAGACAGACACCAGUAAGACAAUCUACAACCUUUCACAACCACUUGUUCAUGAAACUGUCCACUUGUUACUACCAACUGAGGAGGAUAUGCCCCUGGCAGAGGAGACUGGAGACAUAGGGAGUGAAAAGCCCUCAGUAAGUAUGGAGACAGGAGAGGCCACUACAGGUUCACCACAGCACCCUGCACUUGUCGUGAAGAAGGAAAAGGACCCCAUGGAUAUCAGCGCCAAGGAAGGAAAUAUAGAAGGAGAAAGAGGGAAUAACGAGCUUAUGGAUGAAGGAGACAAUGAAGGAGAUGCAGAGGCUGAAAGCCGGAAUAAGGAGGAAAAUGAUGGUAGUAGGGAGGCUGAAUAUGAAGAGCUACCAGUGCCUAUGGCGCAGACAGUUGUGGGUUACACGCGUGAUGAUGAAACAUAUAUCGUGAAUGAUGAGGAUGGUGUUGCUUGCGUCAUGGCCUUCUUCAAGGCCAAGGUCACCAUCUAUUACCCAGACACUAAGGGUGACUACCUGAGUAAUCGGGUGUCUCCGUCGGACGAUGCCAAGGUGUCUGGUACAUGUGACCGAGUGGGCAAAGUGUCACAGUUGGAUGUUUCAUGGUCGUCUUAUGUGCUAUCGCUUCGCUUUGGCUUGGAUGACCUCUCCGACUCGUGGUUUGUCUCAAGCUUCAUUCUCAGCUACAACCUCAGUGAUCCAGACUUCACUGACUCAGCUCCAGGUGGGGGUGAUGUGAAGGUGAUGAGCCAGGAUGACCGCAGAUACUGGCAGACCAGCAAUGAUCAGUCCUUCCGCUGCUUACUGUUACAUGAUGUGAUCCUCACUGACAAGCUCAACAAUACGGCCACGCUCCAUUUCGACGAAGUCCGCGUCCAGGCCUUCUGUAAUAGUGAUAUCUUCAGAGCACCCAAGCACUGCAUCCACCGAGUGCAUAGAGACGAGAUGGUUCCUGUGACAGUGGGCGCUGCUCUGGCCGGCUCCACGCUACUCACCGUCAUAGGCUACGCUAUCUUCCGCUACUUCAAGGUCAAGAAGGUCCAGUAUGACACUAUGGAGUGAUGACCCCAUUCUUCCCACGGAGAUCCUCAUUACCCUCUGUUACCACCACGUGCUUCACAAAUCUAUCACCAGCACAAUUAUAAUAUAUAUAUAUUUCCAGAAACGGAAGCCUCACCGAGCUAUACUUACAAAAGAAUCAAGCAUAUAAUUGGUAAUUAAACUGAUGUAAUAAAUGUGUGACUGAAAGAGAAAUACAUCGCAGUAAAAGACAUGAUUCAUGAGUCUGUUGUGGAUGUAGGAACGGCCAUCCCUGGAGGAUAUUUAUAUCAAGCUGGAAACACCAACCGCAUGUUACUGACAACAUCAGCCAUGUGUUACUAACAGCAUCAGUCACAUAUUGCUGACAUCAGCAGCCACGUGUUACUGAGAACAUCGGCCACAUAUUGCUGACAUCAGUCACAUGUUAUUGACAACAUCAACCUCUAAGAGGCAGAUCUGAAUGGUUAUACUGUGCCCUGCUUGGCAGGUUCUAUGCUACACGUAAGCUUAUCAUCUCCGUGUUAGCCUGGAAUGCCAGGGGUAGGCCUGCCAGCUCCAUGCCAGCCUAGAGAGCCAUGACCUGACUUCCCAGGUGUGUUCUCUUUCAGUCGCUCAGCUAAAAUGAUGCACGUUACAGUAAAGUUUAUGAUAGCUCCUGAAUUUCGUCAAUGCUGCAGUACAAUGCUCGAGUUUAUUUUGUGGUGUAUAAUCUUAAAUGAAAAGACUAAUUUGUGUUAAUAAUUUACGCGGAACUAUAAUAAAAGAAAUCAAUUUCAAAACAUUUCUACGAAAUUCCUGAUGAGACAUUUUUUAAACAAUGUCCUGCAGCACAAUGAAUUUUGGCGCGACAUUUGGGUUGCCGAGCGAUUCAUUCCGAAAACGUUUGACUCGUUUAAGUGUGCGGGUUCGAAGAACGACGAAAUAUAUUUACUUUGUAACCUAUACAAGGUUUAUGUAACCAGUCAAAACUUUGUAUUUAUUAACAUUUUUGGCUUAAGAAAUUCAGCAUUAUGAAUUUGCAAAAUAAUAUUGACUCAGAUCAAUAUCAAGAAACUAAAGCAAUAACAGAAGUUUGGUAUGCCAUUUGCAUUGCUCUAAUAAAGCUUGUGAAUUGGACUAAUUGCAUAUCUGCCAACAUAUCAGUUUUUGCCAUCAUAUAUACAUUUCAAAAGCCAAGUACAAACAAAUAUUAAAAAACAAAUGAUACCCGAUUUAUUUCCUUAAGUGUAAAGUUUGAAAAAUUCUAUGGCAAUGUUCAAAGAACAUUUGCUGAAUGGCCUCAGAGCAUGUUAAAUUUACAAAUAGAUUAAAGUAAUUAUUCAAGUAGCAACCAUUCAGUACACUAUUACAUAAAUGUCUUAUUUGAUUUGGUAACAAUAUAUAGAAUAUACUAUAGCAAUAAUGUGUCAGCGACGGAAGAUCUGUAUCUUGAUAGUGUAGCUUAAGGCAAAAAUAUAGCAAUAACGAAUCUAGUUAGAUACUAGUGUGUGCUCAUGCAAGCGGUCGUUUUAGUAGUCUGCUAAUCUAGGAAUGAGCCGAUGAUCUUUAGCCAUUGAAGUUUUCAGACUUUACAGAAUGCACACAAAGUACUUGAGAUCCGAGUAAGGUGUCCAUCUGACGAGUGCAGAUAGAAAAUAUGAUGUUCGAUUCAGGAGAUAAAAAUGGUGAUUUAAUAUUUUGCUGAUGCUGAUGAUACACAUAACUAUCAGACCCUGUCUUAAUGUCCUGUAACACGGAAAAUUUCCAUAUCAAAAACUUUUGUCAUAUCUCAUUAAGCACGAACAUAUAUUUGCUAUUGUUGUUCGAUAUAUCUUGAACUACAGCACUCAUCGUAUAACCAGGACUCGAUAUCUUGAGCUGCAACAUUUAUCGUAUAAUUGUGGUUUGAUAUCUUGAGCACAUUCAUAAUAUACUUGUGAUUCGAUAUCGUAUAACUGGUUCGAUAUCUUGAGCUGCAACCUUGAUUAUUUCAUUGCCAACUACAAGCAAGGCACUUCAGGCAUUUUUGCCUCCUGAGUCCAUUUUUCCAUUUGAGAAUAAAGGUUUAACAUGACAAUUGCUUCAUUAAUAAGAGAAGACCUUUUAAUACAUAAUGCCACAAAAAUAAUGCGAAUUAUUUUUUAAUUUUGACUGUAGAUAGACAAUUAUAAAUGGGAAACGCUAUAAAACACCCUUGUGUGUGUUGUAUCAUCAUUAUCAAAUGGGAUGAGUGAGCUUGUGGUGUGAUGAUGACUGAUGGCACUGCGACUGCCAACACCUUAUGAAACGAAAAUCUUAGGCUACUGGUGAGCUUAUAUUCUCUCAGCGUCUCAUCUGUCAUGGGCAGUUACCACUGUUGUAAUGGGUGUACGUUGGCUGCGAAAACAAACGCACUAUUUGGUCUACUAUACAAGGCCCGAUUUGUCUAAUAAGCCGAGUUUUCGUGAAGUUAUUUAUUUUUUAAAAUUUGUUUUUUUAUGAAAUGAUAAAGCGUUUAAUUACAUUA